CGGGUUUCCUGUUUUUCGCUUCGACGCGGGUGAAGGGUGGUUAAGGUUUGGGCUCGAGCGAAUCCAUUGAGAGGUAGACGAUUCUCUCUCUAUUUCAACACUUUAAAACACAGAAAAACGUUCGUUGACUUGACAACAGAUUCGUUAAUGUCGCAAAGAUGAGUCUUGGGAGGUAAACUAUUACCGAAUGCACUCGAAAUCUCUUGAGUGUUCAAUAGGUGCCAGGUGUGUCCUGCUGAGGAGGACCCAGUGGAGGCAGCAGAGAGUACCCCUCAGACAGAGCCCAGAGAGGCUGCAUCACCCGACAUUGAACCAGAACCCCAGGAGGAGCCAGAGCCCCAGAGGGCCUCUCCAUCCCCUCGUUCAAGCCCAGAGCCAGAGCGAUUCAAGACAGUAGAGCCUGAACCUAAACCAAAGGCCCAGGAUGCCAAAGUAGCACCUGAACCGGUGACCCAACAACCACAGGAGGAGUGGAAGACUGUAGAGGAGGGCGACUGUGGUAUUAAGUAUUUGCUCAUUAUAAUACAACAGUUUUUAUGUUUGAAAGGAGAAUAUUGUAAUCACAUUUUAAUGCAUAUCUUCUAUCUUGGUUUGUAACUUGGUUUGCAAGUCCCAUGAUGGACCUGGCCAAUCUUUUCUCUUCGGAGAAUGCAGUGACCACAACAUGUGUGUGCCUGCAUUUUGCUUGGGUGCGUGCAUUCAUGCUCUCGCACAGUGCUAUCUGAUGACAGACAAUGUGACUGAAGAAGCUCACGUCAGAGUGUUCAUUUGGAUGAGUGUUGUCUUGUGCUGCCUGACUGACGGUGCUGUGCUCUCCUCCCCUGCCAGCUGCGAUGCAGUAAAGAGCUGUCUCAUGCGUAUUCCUCACGCGCCUGCCUGCCUCAACAGCUUCAAUAACCUGCUGAAAGAGUACAACAUCACCACUCCUAAACUUCCCCCCAUGCCCCAGCUCCCCACCAACCUCUCCCAGUUCACUUCCCAGGUCACCCAGCUAAUGCCCUCUCUCCCCCCAGAACUCUCCCAAGAGUUCUUCCAGUACUCUCGGCCAUUCACCCAAAUGUCCCAGCGUGUCUCCCAACUGCCCCAACAGAUGUCCCAACUGCCCCACCAGCUCCAAGUUUAAAUACCUCAGCAGUUACCUGGUCUACCCACCAACCUACUCCAGCAGUUAUCCAGCUUACCCCAAACCCUGGCCAAUCUUCCCAGCCAGAUACACAACUUACCUCAGCGAGUGGGAUAGUCCUACACCAACGUGCAGAACCGCCUGAACAGCCUUAAGCCCCAGGAUGCCUAAGCAGCAGCAGCAAAACCGGGACCUGGAGUUGGACCGCCUGGUCCGCCAGGUCCCUCUCCAACACCACCCUCCGACUCACAGCCCCUCACCGUCCUCCCCCAACAGUACCCUAGAGCUGCCCAACGUGCCCUCCUACCCCCGCCUGCCACCCAUUAGCCUGUCCAGGCACCUGUCAGGGCUUUUCAACCCCACCUUCCACAUCGAGGACGACCCCACGUCCGCUCUACCCUCAGUGAGCUCCAGGCUCAGUGUGCACCCAGCUGUCAGUGUGGAGGAUGUGGAUUCCGGCGGAGAGGGAGGAGGGGGCAGAGGGGAGCACCACUGCCAUCACAUUCCCCAAAUCCUUACCCUACAGGACCCCAACUUCAAGACCCUGACCGUACCCGGAGUGUCCAAAACCAGCCGUCAGAGUGAGAAGAAACCCAAGAAUAUCUGGACCAAUAUAAAGAAGUUGUACUCUCAGAGUGAGGAUGAAGAGGAGAUGGAGAUCGCAGUGAGGGCAUGGCCUAGCCAGUCCAGCAUCCUCAGUGGAGACGAUGGGCUAAAGGAGCGCCCUGCGUCUUCCGCUAGCCAGGCCAGCUACAUGGUGAACGAGCGCCUACAGGAGCUGGUCAAGAUGUUUAAGGAGAGGACAGAAAGGGCCAAAGAGAAACUCAUAGAUCCAGAUCACUCUGAUGAUGACAGUCCAACUGCCUCCCCUGCGAGAGCUCCAACACCACCUCCUGCGCCUCCAGAGGAGCCGAAGGAGGAGGAGAUAGAGGAGCAGCAACCCAAGCCUAGAUUAUGCUGCAAGGUGAUGCCUCCUCGCUGGAUCAGAGCUCUGCUGCACUACCGCUUCCCCGCUAGCAUCGACCCCUUCACCAAUCUGGUCUAUGUGCUGUGGCUGUUUUUCGUCACCUUGGCGUGGAACUGGAACAUGUGGCUUAUCCCGGUGCGCUGGGCCUUCCCCUACCAGACCCCCAGUAACAUCUACCUGUUUCUACUCACUGACUAUCUGUGUGACCUCAUCUACAUCCUGGACAUCCUGGUCUUCCAGCCCCGCCUGCAGUUUGUCCGCAGUGGAGACAUAGUGUUUGACAAAAAGGACAUGAGAGUGAAUUACAUGAAAACCUUCCGGUUCAAGAUGGAUGUCAUCAGUCUUGUUCCACUGGAGUUGUUCUAUUUUAAAACUGGGAUCAACCCACUCCUCCGCUUCCCACGACUACUAAAGAUAAUGUCUUUCUUUGAGUUCAACGACCGUCUUGAGGGCAUCCUUACCAAAGCCUACGUUUACAGAGUGAUCCGGACCACCACCUACCUGCUGUACUGCCUGCACUGUAAUGCCUGUCUGUACUACUGGGGCUCUGCGUAUGAAGGUCUGGGCUCCACGCAGUGGGUCUAUGACGGACAGGGCAACAGUUACAUCCGCUGCUACUACUUUGCUGUGAAGACCCUGAUCACCAUUGGUGGACUGCCAGACCCCACAACGCUCUUUGAAAUCAUCUUUCAGCUCAUAAACUACUUUGUUGGAGUGUUUGCCUUUUCCAUCAUGAUUGGACAGAUGAGAGAUGUGGUUGGUGCAGCCACAGCAGGACAGACGUACUACAGAGCAUGCAUGGACAACACUGUCAAAUACAUGGCCUCCUACCGUAUCCCUAAAGACGUGCAGAACCGGGUUAAAACCUGGUACAACUACACCUGGCAGUCCCAGGGCAUGCUGGAUGAACAGGAGCUUCUGGUUCAGCUCCCAGACAAGAUGAGGCUGGACAUCGCUGUGGAUGUCAACUAUGACAUUGUCAGUAAAGUGUCUCUCUUCCAGGGUUGCGAUAGACAGAUGAUCUUUGACAUGCUGAAGAGACUGAGGUCUGUUGUUUACCUCCCAGGGGACUAUGUCUGCAAAAAGGGUGAAGUUGGGCGGGAAAUGUACAUCAUCAAAGCCGGAGAGGUGCAGGUGGUGGGCGGGCCAGAUGGGAAGACUGUGUUUGUCACACUGAGGGCGGGAUCAGUGUUUGGGGAAAUCAGCUUGCUAGCAGUUGGUGGAGGGAACAGGAGAACAGCAAACGUGGUGGCUCAUGGCUUCGCCAACCUGUUCAUCCUGGACAAGAAGGACCUCAAUGAGAUUCUAGUGCAUUACCCCGAGUCCCAGAAGCUGCUCCGCAAGAAGGCCAGGAAGAUGCUCACGAAAGAUAAGAAGCCUCAGAAGGAGCCGGCCCAGGUGAUCCCUCCUCGAACAGUCACGCCCAAGCUAUUCAAAGCUGCUCUGGAUGUGGCGCAUCAGAAAACAGGGCUCAAAGGGACCCUCUCCAAGAUUAAGGAGAAGAUCAACAAAUCCAGCGUUUCUCUACAGCCCUCCAUGUCCUCCUCCCUGCCUCCCUUGUCCCCAGUCUCUCCAGUCUCCAGUCUGGACCCAGAGCGCAAGGCUGACGCCACGUCACCAACCUUAGACAGCUCCACGCUGCUCUGCCCCGUCUCCCAUUGUCACGGAGAUGAGACACUCUCCAAGGAGCAGGGCCAUGUGGAGGGAGAAGUUGCAGCAGAGAGUGGGAAGAAGAAAGAAAAGAGAAAGGCAUGAGUUGUCUCCGAAAGCUGUCUUCAUGUGGAGAAAGGGAUGCACUUUUUUGUCCCUCUGUACUCUACUGCAGAGAGGGAGACCAGAGAGAGAAGAGCCAUGGUUCCUAAAGAUCAUCCAAUUAUGUCUCAAGAGUCACAGACUCAGUUUCUGUUCCUUUAUACCCAUAGACUCUUAUUUUAGCUAACCCUUUGAUACUCAGUACACUGAGUUUACCAAAUUUGGAACACCUUCCUAAUAUUGAGUUCAACCGCCCCCUUUCACCCUCAGAACAGACUCAAUUUUUCAUGGCAUGGACUCUACAAGGUGUCGAAAGCAUUCCACAGGGAUACUGGCCACUGUUGACUC
This is a messenger RNA of Oncorhynchus mykiss (rainbow trout), 4190 nucleotides long. NCBI's taxonomy places the organism in Eukaryota, Metazoa, Chordata, Actinopteri, Salmoniformes, Salmonidae. The record is from RefSeq and is a predicted model, not a curated record.